AUGGGUUUUGUUAAGGUUGUCAAGAAUAAGGCCUACUUUAAGAGAUACCAAGUGAAGUUUAGAAGACGACGAGAGGGCAAAACUGAUUACUAUGCUAGGAAACGCUUGGUAAUACAGGACAAAAAUAAGUACAACACGCCUAAAUACAGGAUGAUAGUUCGUGUAACUAACAGAGAGAUCAUUUGUCAGAUUGCUUAUGCCCGUAUUGAAGGGGAUAUGAUAGUCUGUGCGGCAUAUGCACAUGAGCUACCAAAGUAUGGUGUGAAAGUUGGCCUAACAAAUUAUGCUGCAGCGUGUUGUACUGGCCUGCUGCUGGCCCUCAGGCUUCUCAAUAGGUUUGGCAUGGAUAAGAUCUAUGAAGGCCAGGUAGAGGUGACUGGGGAUGAAUACAAUGUGGAAGGCAUUGAUGGCAAGCCUGGUGCCUUCACCAGCUACUUGGACGCAAGCCUCGCCAGAACUACAACUGGCAGUAAGGUUUUUGGAGCCCUAAAGGGUGCUGUGGAUGGAGGCCUGUCUAUCCCUCACAGUACCAAACGAUUUCCUGGUUAUGACUCUGAAAGCAAGGAGUUUAAUGCAAAAGUACAUCGGAAGCACAUCCUGGCAGAAUUAGGAAAUAGAUUUCAGAAGUCAUACAGUAUUUACUUAACAAUUGUGGAACAGUAA
Molecule: messenger RNA, 663 nt
Organism: Octodon degus (degu)
Lineage: Eukaryota; Metazoa; Chordata; Mammalia; Rodentia; Octodontidae
Product: 60S ribosomal protein L5
Exons: 2
Coding region: 1-663 (220 amino acids)
Biological process (GO): ribosomal large subunit assembly; translation
Cellular component (GO): cytosolic large ribosomal subunit; ribosome
Molecular function (GO): structural constituent of ribosome; 5S rRNA binding
Source: RefSeq, a predicted model, not a curated record